AUGAGCUUCGGAUAUGGUGUCGGGGACUUCCUCGCUCUAGUGAAACUCGCCAAGGCCAUCAGGGUGCGCUUUGUUAGUGCACCAGACCAAUUCAGACAUAUUUCAGAAGCUUCAAAGACCUUGUGCAAUGUCCUCCGCGAUAUCAAAGACAUCUACGAGCAAGCGGAGCUUGAUACCCAGCAGGAGAAACACCUAGACGAAAUCUCUCGCUCUUGCCGUAGUGGACUGAAUGAACUACUCAGCAAAUUAGACGAAUACCAGGAGUUGGACCUUCGCACUAACAGCCUAGGGGGCACCUGUCGUCGCGUCUGGAAAAGACUCAAAUGGGACCAAGCUGAGAUGGAUGAGAUUUGUCAGAGGAUACAGUCCAAUGUUCAAAUAUUUAAUCUCUUCAGUACUAGUCUGACUAGUCAAGUAGCCUUUACUACAAAAGAGCUCGUUCACCGAGUUAACAACACCAUGGAAGACAAAGCUCAGCAUAAACUCCUUGAAUGGCUUACGACCGUCAACUAUGCAACUCAGCAAGGUGAAUAUUUCAAACGUCGGCAAGAGGGCACCGGUAAGUGGCUACUAGGCACAGACAAGUUUCAGCAGUGGAUUAACAACGAAAAUAAAAACAUCCUGUGCACGGGCAUACCUGGAGCUGGAAAGACAAUGCUUACUGCUAUUGUCAUCAAACAUCUUGAAGAGAAGUGUGAACACGACCGAAGUGUUGGUCUCGCCUACAUAUACUGCAACUUUCGGCGCCACCAUGAGCAGAGUGUGGACAAUAUACUUGCGAGUCUGAUAAAGCAAUUGUGUCAAAGAAUGUCGUUCCUUCCCGAGGAUAUAAAGACCCUAUAUGCGCAACACAAGAAACGUCAGACACGGCCGGAACUCGACGAACUUUUCGAGAGCCUAUCCGUUCUGCUUGGUCACUUCUCGAAGAUCUUCAUAGUGGUGGAUGCCCUUGAUGAAUAUUCAUCUAGGGAUGAAGCGCUACGCAGGCUGUUAUCCAAGUUAUUUCGUCUGCAGAGCAACAGCACAGUUAGCAUAUUCGCUACGUCACGGCAUAGCCCGGUCAUCCAGUCGGCAUUCGAUGGUUGCUUACAGCAAGAAAUUUUUGCUGCCGCUGAAGAUGUAGAGGCGUAUCUGCGAGAUCACAUGUCCGAUCUGUCAAGGGUCGUGCUAGGAAACAAUAAGCUACAGGACGAAAUAGUUGAAGCAAUUAUGAAAACAGUGGAUGGAAUGUUUCUUCUUGCCCAACUCCACCUUGACUCAUUGAGAGGAAAACUCUCGGUAACGGCGGUUAAGAAAACACUAGAGAAAUUGCCAACUGGAACUGACGCGUACGAUGUUGCAUAUGAAGAAGCCAUGGAGCGGAUAAAUGGGAAGACGGCGGGAGAAAGAGAGUUGGCAUUUCAGAUUCUUGCAUGGAUCACCUGCGCUCGGGUGCCGCUGAAGAUAGAACAGCUUCAAUAUGGCCUUGCAGUCGAGCCCGACGAGGCAGAGUUUGAUCCUGAUAAUCUUCCUGACGCGCAAGACAUGGUCGCUAUUUGUGCUGGCUUGGUAACUAUAGACGAAAAUUGUCGUAUCAUACGCUUAGUCCAUCAUACCGCACAGGAGUAUCUCGAGAGAUCCCAGACAAAGUGGUUUCCCCGAGCGCACUAUGACAUGGCAAGAGCCUGCAUGGCAUACUUGCUGCAUUCCGUUCAGUCACGAGCAGACUUACUCCUGGAAGAUAUGCAUUUUUCUGGCUACUGUACUCAAAAUUGGGGCUAUCAUUUUCAGCUUGCUCUUGCAGAACCCGGAUUGGUACACAGCCUUCUCCGAGACAAGAAGAAGGUCUGGAAUUGUGCUCAAGCCUUAAUGACGUCACGGGGCGAGAUAGAUGUUAUUGAACGGCACGAGCAGAUGCCAGAAACGGUGACAGAAGCUCACUUGGUUGCAUAUCUUGGGCCAGAAAGUGCGCUGAGGGAGCUGAUAAAAGCCGGAUAUCCCUAUGAUGCUCUUGAUGCUACCAACAGAUCUCCACUAUUUUGGGCAGCAGAGAAUGGCCAGGAGGGGGCAGCCAGAGUUUUGAUCGAACAAGGACUCGUUCCAGAUCAACAAGACCAGUGGGGAUUUACUCCCCUUGCGCUAGCAGCAAAAUAUGGCCAUUUCGAGGUUGUGAAGUUACUCUUGGACAAUGGAGAUAGUCCAGAUUUAAGGAGCAACGAUGGCCGAACCCCUUUGAUGCUAUGUUGUAAGAUACCGCUCUUCAACGCAGGCAGAUACGGGGAUUCGCUUGCUGUCUCAUCAUUGCUCAAGCAAUCGUUUGGUGUCAACCACAUGAGUGUAUCAGUCUGGAGGGAUGAUUCUCUUAUCAAGGAUAAUGCAGGUCAUACACCGCUAUUCAACGCAGCCAAAUAUGGGGGUGCGGUUGUUGUUCAAACGUUGCUCACCCAUGGGUUCUAUCCAAACCACAUGAAUGAUUCCGGCGUGACUUCGUUGUUGUCCGCUUCCUACCCCAAGCUUUAUGAUGUUGUUAGGGGAGACCAUCACUCCAUGUUCAUGUCGCUAUUAGACCAUGGCGCUGAUUCUAACCUCACUGAUCAAAAGAUUGGUCGACCUCCUUUGGUAUGGGCAGCGCAGAGAGAUCUUGCUUCGAUGGUGGAAGCAUUGUUGAGCAGAAGGGUUGACGCAGACAGCCAGGACCGUGACGGUUGGACUGCUCUUUCGUAUGCGACUUCUACACCGUUGGAUCACAAGGAGUCAGGAGAUGAAGUCCUAGUUAAGCAAAUCCUUGAGUCUGGGAGUAAUCCAAAAGCUCACGGUACACACAUCAAGGGAUCCUUGGCGGCGACCACACGCCGUGAUUACGAGGGCGUUGUGGAACUACUUUUGCAGUAUCAGGCGAUCUCAGACGCGGUUAACAGGAGAGGAUGGUCACCAUUGAUGGCCGCAGCAGCAACAGGACGCGGGAAUACAGUUCGAUUACUGCUCGAUACGGGAAAUGUAAACCCCAGGCGCCAGGAUGAGUAUGGCCACGAUGCGGCCCACUACGCACGAAAAUAUGGGCACGACCAAAUCGCGCUACUUCUCUCGAGUCCUAUAAUGGAGACCAACGUGGCCAUCAAGGAAUCUGUGUGCACCGCAGACCAGCCGGAGAACGCUACUCUCAUUGCUUCUCGUGCAACAUAA
Messenger RNA from Aspergillus tubingensis, 3162 nucleotides. RefSeq names its product ankyrin repeat-containing protein. Gene Ontology annotation, biological process: protein localization to ciliary inversin compartment. Gene Ontology annotation, molecular function: protein binding. The record is from RefSeq and is a predicted model, not a curated record. The coding region runs from base 1 to 3162 and encodes 1053 amino acids. The transcript is spliced from 6 exons. Gene Ontology annotation, cellular component: ciliary inversin compartment. NCBI's taxonomy places the organism in Eukaryota, Fungi, Ascomycota, Eurotiomycetes, Eurotiales, Aspergillaceae.